AUGCCGUCCGUAAAAGAGCCCGGCAAUGGCAUCAGGGUAUUGAUGCUUCACGGUUAUACUCAAAAUGGGGAUUUGUUCCACGCAAAAACAAGAGCAAUGGAAAAGCAUCUGCAGAAGGUGUUCCCGGGCAUAUCGUUAAGCUAUCCGACGGGUCCUCUGCAGCUCAAGCCAAGCGACGUUCCGGGCUUUGACCUAAGUUCAACUGAAGAUCCGGACAGUAUUGAAGCUUAUGGCUGGUGGAGGCGGUCAGACACCUCCGAUCCUCCUGAGUAUGUUGGCCUGGAGAAAGGGCUGGAGACAGUCGCCAAAGUUCUAGAGUCAGAAGGGCCCUUCGAUGGCGUGAUUGGAUUCUCGCAGGGAGCAUGUCUCGCCGCCAUGGUUGCGUCGUUACUGGAGGGAGAGUCAAGAAAACAAGCGUUCGAAAAGGCACGAGCAAGAUCUCCACUAGCGAUUCCGUAUCCCGCUUCCUUCGAGAGACUCAGUCACCCGCCACUCAAAUUUUGUGUCGCAUGCUGUGGCUUUCGGGCUCCUGGCGAAAGGUAUCGUGGAUUCUACGAGGAUCCCCAUAUUCAGACCCCAGUCUGUCACGUCAUUGGGAGUCUUGAUAGUGUGGUGGAAGAGUCGAGAACCCAAGCAUUGGUCAAUGCGACUGGUGGUGCAGAAAAGACGCAAGUCGUGACACAUCCUGGAGGGCAUUUUGUGCCGGGCGGGAAGCAGUAUCUAGACAUGAUUGCAGGGUUCAUCAAGCAGAAUCUGUCAUCACAGGGAGAGGCGACAGGGACCGAGGGGAAGGUGGAAGAUAUGGAUGUGCCGUUCUGA
This is a messenger RNA of Fonsecaea multimorphosa CBS 102226, 819 nucleotides long. RefSeq lists its product as uncharacterized. The record is from RefSeq and is a predicted model, not a curated record. Gene Ontology annotation, cellular component: nucleus; cytoplasm. The coding region runs from base 1 to 819 and encodes 272 amino acids. NCBI's taxonomy places the organism in Eukaryota, Fungi, Ascomycota, Eurotiomycetes, Chaetothyriales, Herpotrichiellaceae. The transcript has a single exon.